Molecule: messenger RNA, 1714 nt
Organism: Phycodurus eques (leafy seadragon)
Lineage: Eukaryota; Metazoa; Chordata; Actinopteri; Syngnathiformes; Syngnathidae
Product: dual specificity protein kinase CLK4-like
Exons: 13
Coding region: 144-1379 (411 amino acids)
Biological process (GO): regulation of RNA splicing; protein phosphorylation
Cellular component (GO): nucleus
Molecular function (GO): ATP binding; protein tyrosine kinase activity
Source: RefSeq, a predicted model, not a curated record
GAGAUCCCAAAGAGCACCGAGCCAAAGGAGAAGAACAGCACACACAACAUAGCAGCUUUCAUUCAGCAUUCGUCGUAUUCAGUUCUUUAAGUCUCAAACAGAGGAGCUAAAGCGGGGCGACGCGACCCAGAAGCAUCAGCACAAUGGGCAGGAAAGACCAGGACUUUGGUUCUUGGUUAGACAACAACAAGGCCAAAAGAGAAUCAGUCCAUGUUGAGACAAAGAACCGCAGUAGUGCCAACCAGAACAGCUCUACAAAGACUCACAACUCUCUCGAGUCCACUCGCCUCAGCGAUGACGACGAGGUUCGGAGGAGUCAGGCCGGCGGCGGUCGUGACUACGACGAAGAAGAGGGUCACCUGCUCUACCACGUCAGCCUCGUGCUCAAGGAACAGUAUGAGGUGGUGUCCACACUGGGAGUGGGAGCCUUCGCAAAGGUGGUGGAGUGCAUUGACCGAGGCAGAGGUGCGCAUGUGGCCGUGAAGAUUGUGCGCAACAUCAGAAGCUUCCGGCAGGCAGCCAAGUGUGAGAUCGCCGUCCUGGAGGAGAUCAACACCUUGGACGACGACAACAGAUUUGCCUGUGUGAGGAUGUUGGACUGGUUCGAGCACCAAGGCCACGUGUGCCUGGUCUUUGAGCUGCUGGGACUCAGUACCUAUGAGGUCCUGCGACAAAACCACUUCCUGCCGUUCAGCGUGGAGCAGAUCCGACACAUGGCCUUCCAGAUCUUCCAAGCUGUCAGCUUCCUGCAUCGCAAUAAACUGACACACACCGAUCUGAAACCGGAAAACAUCCUGUUCGUCUGCUCUGACUACGACAUGGAGUACAACGACGCGACGAAACGCGACGAGAGGAAGAUCAGGAGUCUGGAUGUCAAGGUGGCGGACUUCGGCACCGCCAUUUUCGACCAUGAGCACCACGAAUCCCUGGUGUCAACGCGCCACUAUAGAGCUCCGGAAAUCAUACUCGAUCUAGGCUGGAAUCAGUCAUGUGACGUUUGGAGUUUGGCCUGCGUUCUCAUGGAGUACUACCUCGGACAGACGCUAUUCCCGACCCACGACAGUCAAGAACACCUGGCCAUGAUGGAAAAAAUCCUGGGACCCGUCCCGCCACACCUGCUGAAACAAACCGGAAAACAGCACUACGUCCUCAACGGGCAUCUGGACUGGGACGAGCACAGCUCCUCGGGCAAAUACGUGCGGAAACACUGCAAGCCUCUCAAGAGCUUGCCGAGGCGUAACGAGGACGAGCGGCAGCUGUUGGACCUUCUGACCUGCAUGCUGGAGUACGACGUGGACCGGCGCAUCACCCUGGAGGAGGCGCUGUGGCACCCGUUUUUCGAACCCGCCAGGAUGGCGAGGCGAAGGCGAAGAAGCUAACACAAACUGACACACACCCACACACACACACACACCCACACACACACAGUGAACCCUCGCUAUUUGCUUUAGCGACGAAGACCAGCUGCAAAUGGCAAACAAUGACAAAUUGUGGACAAAAGAAAUACUCUGGAAAAUAUCCAUUCAUUUAUUUUCAACCCUUCAAAUUCCAGAUGGUUUGCACAAUGCGCAGGUUGUAAAACAAACUCGGAAAUGACAUUUUUACGUAUUGUCAGUGCAGUUGUGUCUUGAGAUACGAGUUUAAAUUCAUUCUGUGACCACGCUCGUAACUCAAAUAAACCCAUUAAUUAACCCAUUCCAGCCUCGCCAAACAA